AUGUGGUCGUCGUCGUCAUCAUCUCUGCUAUCCUCGGCGACGACGACGACGACGACACGAACGAAAUCGAAAACGACCUCGGUUUUGGUCCCACAAAAAAGAGGAAGGAGGAGGAGGAGACCUUUCGUUCACGUCGUCGAAAAUAAAAACCGAAUCGCGUUCACGAAAUUGGAGUUGUCGGAAAACGAAUCUUCAACUGUUGUGGUGCGCUUGCGCCAAUCGGACGAACGAUUCGAACAUCUUCGCCAGGUUUUGAAAAAAACGAACAAAGGCGACGAGUUUAAAGCGACGAUUUUGAACGAACGCUUAGCGACGGGAAGAAUUCUCUCUUACGACGACGACGACGAGAGAAGUGUUUUGAUUGAAAUUUUGAGCACCAAAGAGGAGGAGGCAAAGGAAGAGAAAAUGGUAACUGUUUCGCUGAUCCUCGCGAUGCCGCGGCCGAAAGUAUUGCGACGAUUACUCUCCGUUUUCGCACAGUUCGGGGUAGAAAACGUGCACAUGUUCAGCGCGGAGAAGACGGAGCGGUGUUAUUUCCAGAGCGAGGUGUUGACGGAGGACGUUUUGGUUCGAGAGUUUACUCGCGGCGUAGAGCAAAACGCCUUGGAUUUCAAAUUUCCAAACGCGAGCAAGUGCAGGAAUUUGAACGCGGUAUUGGAGGCGCUUUUAUCGUCGGGAGACGAGGAAGGUAGGAAGGGAAGAGAGGAAAAUAUCGCGAAAAGAGUGAACGGAAAGAAAGGUGCGAAUUUUGAAUGGUUGUUGCGGUCGAUGAGAGAUGAAGAAGAGGGAGAAGGAGGAGAGGAGAGAAGACGAAUAAAUUUGUUGGCGCAUCCGUCGAGCGCGAGCGUGUCCGUUACCGAGGCACUUGCUCAAGAGAAGAGCGCGAUUUCGACGAAUAGAGUCGAAAUACUCUUAGCCGUUGGUCCCGAAGGUGGGUGGAGCGAAGAAGAGGUGCGAACGUUUGAGACUUUCGAUUUCGUAAACGUCGGACUGGGCAAUCGCGUGUUCACCACCGACGUGGCGACGAUCGCCUUACUCUCCUCCAUCAACGAAUACGUAGAAUAUAGUUUAUAG
Bathycoccus prasinos is the source of this 1074-nucleotide messenger RNA. RefSeq names its product 16S ribosomal RNA methyltransferase RsmE. Lineage: Eukaryota; Viridiplantae; Chlorophyta; Mamiellophyceae; Mamiellales; Bathycoccaceae. Gene Ontology annotation, molecular function: rRNA (uridine-N3-)-methyltransferase activity. The record is from RefSeq and is a predicted model, not a curated record. The transcript has a single exon. Gene Ontology annotation, biological process: rRNA base methylation. Bases 1 to 1074 code for a protein of 357 amino acids.